This is a messenger RNA of Staurois parvus, 505 nucleotides long. Lineage: Eukaryota; Metazoa; Chordata; Amphibia; Anura; Ranidae. The record is from the annotation of a GenBank genome assembly.
GACUGCGGACACAGCACAGGAGAUGGACCAGAGACUGCGGACACAGUACAGGAGAUGGACCAGAGAUUGUGGACACAGUACAGGAGAUGGACCAGAGACUGCGGACACAGUACAGAGAUGGACCAGAGACUGUGGACACAGUACAGGAGAUGGACCAGAGACUGUGGACACAGUACAGGAGAUGGACCAGAGACUGUGGACACAGUACAGGAGAUGGACCAGAGACUGUGGACACAGUACAGGAGAUGGACCAGAGACUGUGGACACAGUACAGGAGAUGGACCAGAGACUGUGGACACAGUACAGGAGAUGGACCAGAGACUGUGGACACAGUACAGGAGAUGGACCAGAGACUGUGGACACAGUACAGGAGAUGGACCAGAGACUGUGGACACAGUACAGGAGAUGGACCAGAGACUGCGGACAUAGUACAGGAGAUGACCAGAGACUGCGGACAACAGUACAGGGGAUGACCAGAGACUGCAGAAAGUACAGAGCAUGACCA